GUUUUUUCUCUACUGCUGAGUCAUUGACCGCUAAUAAUCUCGUUUUGGCGGUCUAUCGUCAUGUUACUAAUCCAGAAUGUCGACAAUAUUUGCUCCGGCAAGCUUUUGAAGAAGCAGUUCAUACCGAUACUUUUAUUUAUUGUUGUGACAGUUUAGGUUUAGACCCGGAUGAAAUAUAUAACAUGUAUCUGACUAUCCCUUCAAUUGAAGAAAAAGAUAAUUUUGUUAUUGAGUUAACUAAAUCGAUAUUUGACCCUAAAUUUGAAAUUAAAAACGAUCAGGAUAUUCAACUCUUUCUCCAUGAUUUAAUUGGGUAUUAUGUGAUAAUGGAAGGGAUAUUUUUCUAUGCCGGGUUUGCUAUGAUGUUGGCUUUGAAGCGAAGCAACAAGAUGGUCGGAAUUGGUCAGCAAUUUGAGUUCAUUAUGCGGGAUGAAAGUUUACAUUUAGGGUUUGGUUGUGAUUUAAUUAAUACCAUUAAGAGUGAAAAUCCGCAA
This is a messenger RNA of Ambispora leptoticha, 494 nucleotides long. The record is from the annotation of a GenBank genome assembly. Lineage: Eukaryota; Fungi; Glomeromycota; Glomeromycetes; Archaeosporales; Ambisporaceae.